UUAAACCAAGAAGUACAGGUUGACAUAACUUGAGCUUUAAUAAAUACUAGAAAAUGAAACCGUUGUGCUUUUCGUUGGUUCUCGCUGUAAUUUUCGUCUUGGCGAUCGUACACGCGGAAGCGAAGCCGUUGGCCGAUGCCGGUGACAAUGCCGAUGACGGUGACACUGUCCCUGAAACCGAUAUCGGCACAGGACUUAAGUCUGUUUUAAAGUUGAUUAUAAGAGCCGCCAAAAAGAUGUUUAAGAAGCUAGCUCCAACUAUCGGAGAGGAGGCUGCAGCAAAACUAGUGAUAGGUCAAGUAACAGGCACAAAAAAGUAGCAUAAGAAUGAAAUAUGUAUCUUUCAGAAAUGCUGUGAGAUAUGUUGUAUGAUAUUUAUAACAAUUCUCUAUUGAGCAUGAUAAAUAAUAAAUAAUCAUUUUGCAACAA
Molecule: messenger RNA, 429 nt
Organism: Ooceraea biroi (clonal raider ant)
Lineage: Eukaryota; Metazoa; Arthropoda; Insecta; Hymenoptera; Formicidae
Product: pilosulin-1
Source: RefSeq, a predicted model, not a curated record